Molecule: messenger RNA, 1251 nt
Organism: Raphanus sativus (radish)
Lineage: Eukaryota; Viridiplantae; Streptophyta; Magnoliopsida; Brassicales; Brassicaceae
Product: chlorophyll a-b binding protein CP26, chloroplastic
Biological process (GO): photosynthesis, light harvesting in photosystem I; response to light stimulus
Cellular component (GO): plastoglobule; chloroplast thylakoid membrane
Source: RefSeq, a predicted model, not a curated record
AAGAAAAACACAAGAUAUGGAAAUAAACAGAUUAUCCAACAAAGACCAAUCUAUGAGCCACAUGAGCAAAGAGCACAGAAUCAUAUUUCACAUUUUCGAUCUGAACCAAUCAAAACCCUGAACGAAUCCUACCCUUUACCUUAUAGUAGCAGUUUCGUCUCUUCCUUCCUUUCACUUAGCAUUUCAUAGUGUCUUGAAAAAGAGUAAGAAGCUUGAAACUUUGGUAUAGAAAGAUGGCGUCUGUGGGUGUUUCGGAAAUGCUUGGUACGCCCCUUAACUUCAGGGAAAUGUCAAGAUCGUCUGCUCCAUUGUCAUCGCACCCGGCUACCUUCAAGACAGUUGCUCUGUUCUCCAAGAAAAAGCGUGCUCCUGCCAAGGUCAAGACCGUCUCUGUUGCUAACGAUGAACUCACCAAGUGGUAUGGUCCUGACAGGAGAAUUUUCUUGCCGGAUGGUCUUUUGGACAGAUCAGAGAUUCCAGAGUACUUGAAUGGUGAAGUUGCUGGAGACUAUGGCUAUGAUCCAUUUGGACUUGGCAAAAAGCCUGAGAAUUUUGCUAAGUAAACUGGUUCUGUAAUGAAUGUGGUCGCCUUUGAGUUGAUCCACGCGAGAUGGGCUAUGUUGGGAGCAGCUGAUUUCAUCAUCCCUGAAGCUCUAAACAAAUAUGGCGCUAACUGUGGUCCUGAAGCUCUAAACAAAUAUGGCGCUAACUGUGGUCCUGAAGCCGUCUGGUUCAACACUGGUGCUCUGCUUCUUGAUGGAAACACAUUGAACUACUUUGGCAAGAACAUCCCAAUCAACCUUGUUCUUGCCGUAGUUGCUGUGUUUGUUCUCCUCGGUGAAGCCGAGUACUACAGAAUCACCAACAGAUUGGAUUUUGAGGACAAGCUAUAUCCAGGAGGUCCAUUUGAUCCUUUGGGACUUGCUAAGGACCCUGAACAAGGAGCUCAGAUCAAGAAUGGGAGAUUAGCCAUGUUUGCGAUGUUUGGUUUUUUCAUCCAAGCUUAUCUUGCUGGAGAAUGUCCUGUUGAGAACCUUUCAAAGCAUCUCAAUGAUCCUUUUAGAAACAAUCUGCUUACCGUCAUAGCUAGAACCGCUGAGAGAGCUCCUACUCUUUAAGCCAUUUCUAGUUUAUAGAAGAGCUUUGAAGUUGCGUUGUAGACUUUACUUGAUGACAAUUUCUAUUGACAUUGUGAAAACAAACUUCCAUCUUCAUCUUCUUGAUAUAUUGCAAUGGGUAUUUAUCAUGCUU